Molecule: messenger RNA, 6033 nt
Organism: Haliotis rufescens (red abalone)
Lineage: Eukaryota; Metazoa; Mollusca; Gastropoda; Lepetellida; Haliotidae
Product: neuroglian-like
Exons: 22
Coding region: 250-4335 (1361 amino acids)
Molecular function (GO): protein binding
Source: RefSeq, a predicted model, not a curated record
AGGGAUGUACCCACGUAGCUUCUCAAUAAGUGUGGCGUACACUUGACUGGGGCAUUUGCCAGGCCAGCGUCUAACUACAGCGGAGCGAGAGGGUCUAUCUGAUGUCUCUAUCUGACUUAUGUUUUGGACAUACUGGAGUACUUAUCCCUAAGAAUCCACUGACGCCGAACACUUGUUGACCCCGCUGUCAGAUUGAGAUAUAUGGAACUAUCUGCUUACUGAGGGUGGGUGGCACGGCAGUGAGCGGCGAUGGAGACGGGGAGAGCGUGGCCGAUGCUGCUUCUGAUGUUGCAUUGGGGCGUGCAUACGGCAGCUGACGAGUUACCCCUGCCCCCUGUUGUUGCCAACAUGUCCCCAAAGAAGAGGCACUUUGUUGAGGGCGAGAGACUCAAGCUACCGUGCGAAGCCCAGGGACAACCCAUACCCGUCCUGUAUUGGCUGAAAUCCGGCGUCAACAUUGACUACAACAGCGACAUCAACAAAGGCCGUGUGGUUGUAACAAAAAGCAAUACUCUUGUCAUCCACGACGCCCAGGCGACGGAUGCUGGCUACUACCAAUGUAGAGCUGAGAACAUACACGGUAUAUCCCUGUCAAACAAAUACGAACUUAUCGAGGCCAAGGCUGAAAGUGGGAGGACUUCCCAGGUCAGAGCCCGACGUCUAGUUCCUGGACGCUCCUUGAAGCUCAGAUGUAACCCCCCCAGGAGCGUUCCAAACGCCAGGAUUGUGUGGUCCUACCAGUACGACUACGACUACGAAGAUGAGCAGGAAUUCGUGGAGCUAUCGGAGACGGUCGUCACAGAUUAUGAAGGUGACCUAUACUUUGUGAGUGUACGCGAGGACGAGAUCAAGGGGGACGCGGAGUAUGCCUGUGUGGCCUACAAUCAAAUCACAAGAUCAAUGACGUACGGGAACUCCUUCAGGUUGAAGCUACAAGGAGGUAAGCCUGUCGACGAACCGAUGUCUCUUAUGUGGCAAACUCCGGCCGCAAUGUUGGGUCUGCAGGGGAAGACGCUGAAGAUGAUGUGUAUAUUCGGGGGCAAUCCACGACCCCAAGUGUCCUGGAGCCGCGCCGACGGAUCCAUGCUGAACUUAACACGAAGUAAAUUUGGACCAGGAAACCAUGAGAUUCGAAUCGAGAAGCUGGAGGAGGCUGAUACAGGAGUGUACAUGUGUACAGGGAGCCAACAGGGAACCAGGCCCCUCACAAGGACAUUCACAGUGGACGUAGAAGCGGCGCCGACGUGGGUGACGGAGCCCAAAGACGUCACUGCUGACGAGGGGGAAGACGUGGUGAUAGACUGCCGGGCGGCAGGAACUCCCAGUCCACAUAUUGAGUGGCUUAUAAAUGGCAUCCCACUGAGAGAACGAGAGCCGAAAGAGAACCAGAGAAUAACUGAGGGGAAACUGGUGUUGACGGACGUGAGACGCACGGACACCAUGGCCGUCCAGUGUAACGCCUCCAACAUCCACGGCUACGUCUGGUCCGACACCUACAUCAACAUUCUAGCCAUCCCUGCAGUCAUCAAUGAACCUGAGCAUGCAGAUGUGAAGGUCAUUCGAGGGGGAAGGGCACUCCUACACUGCCACCACACCGGUCACCCCGUCCCGGACCUCGUGUGGUUUAAGGGAGAGAAGAAACUGUAUGCAGAUGGGAGAUAUGAACUGUUUGAGAACGGAUCUCUGCUGAUUGGCAAAGCCAUGAUGAGAGAUGGUGGUCUGUUCAAGUGUUUUGUACGGAACAAAUACGGCGAGGACAACAGUAAAUAUACAGUAAUCAUUAGAGAUCCAACACGGAUUGUGCACGGUCCUAAGGACGUGUCUGUGCGGACCGGGCAGGAUGCAGUGAUGGAGUGCAAGGCUGCUACUGACCCUGCUGAGGUGAACAACCUCCGCUAUGAGUGGAAGAAAGACAACACAACGCUGGACUUCACCAAUCCUCAACUGAACCGACAGAACGGGAGGCUAGUCAUCACAAAGGUAGCAUUGGCAGAUACAGCUGUGUAUAAAUGCGUGGCAACCAACGGCAUAGACUCCGUCGUGGCGACUGCACGUUUGCUGGUUCAGGCACCCCCGGGCGAGCCUUCAAAAGUGACAUUGUUACGUUGUGACGGAGAUAGUGCAACUAUAGCCUGGAAAUUCAACACUUCUCUGACCAACCACUCACCUCUGAAGAGAUUUUUUGUGGAAUACAGCACCGACUAUGACCCAGGAAAUUGGUACAAGAUGAAAACAGUGGGGGCCAAUAAGCGUCAAGCCAAAGUGGAAUUGUCGCCGUUUGGUUCGUACACCUUCCGUGUGAAAGCUGUGAAUGAGAUUGGACCCGGCCUUCCUAGUGCCCCUACGAUGAAUAUGUGUGAAACCCCCGAAAACAGGCCACCUUUCCACCCCAAGAAGGUGCACACAGUCACAGAUACAACCAACGUCCUGGCGGUGGAGUGGGAGCCGAUGGCCCCAAUUCAACACAACGGCCCCGGCUUCCACUACGUCGUCAUGAUCAGCAAGGUGGGCGACAACACUGUCCAGAGCUACAUCCGUAACGACUCUUUCAAGGGCCGUUUUGAUAUACCGGUUGAUGACGUCUACCAGCCCUACACCGUGACGGUCAAGGCCGCCAACCGUGUCGGGGAACCUCCACAGCUUGCCACUAGUCACAUGGGCUACUCGGGGGAGGGAGUUCCAUUGGUCUUUCCUGAAAAUUUGACCCUGAGCGACUUUUCCCGUCUGGGUGAAGGACAAGCCGAACUCUCGUGGGUAGGGGUUGAAGACGACCCAGAAUUGAUUCGAGGGAUGCUGCGCGGAUACAUGAUCCGAUACUGGAAAUCAGGGGACCCUGACAACGUGUUUGAAACGCUUAUUCCACUCGAAUCCACGGAAAUAUCUGGAACUCAAACAGUAGUCCGGAAUUUGCCGAUGUACUCCGAUCUUCAGGCUGACGUCACGGUCGUCAACACACAUUUCAAAAGCAUCGGCAGUAACGUCGUGAACUUCAGCACUCCAGAAGGAGUGCCGGACCCCCCACAGUACAUCAACGUACUGCACCGUGGGGCCAUCCAUUUCCUGGUAGACUGGGGGCGGCCGGAGAACACCAAUGGGAUUCUGACUGGCUACAAAGUCGGCUACAGACUAAUGAACAGUACUCACACAGGAGAUAUGAUGGUCCUGCCGGAGACCACGCGGCGACGCUCCUUCAUCAAGGAUCUCCAGCCCAACACGGAGUACCGCGUGUAUGUCUGGGCACUGACGAUGAAGGGUCCUGGUGACCCAAUCUACAUGGAUGCGAAAACAGCCAAGAAGAACACGGCUAUAACAAAGCCACAGAUUUUGGAUAUGGAGCCAACAGACAGAGCUGUUGAAAUUACAUGGGCUCUCAAGAACAGCUCUAACACAAGAGCCGCCGCUUAUUACCUCCUACAACACAAACUGUUGGGGACCAAUGCCUGGACACGCGGGGCGAAGGUAGAGGGCAACCGGUUCUCCCAAAGCGUGUAUGGUCUUCAUCCUCAGUCCACCUACCAGGCGCGGGUCGUGGCACUGGACAGUGGGCAGCGGGCUGUCAGUGACACAGAGCUGUUCAACACGGCCGAGAGAGAACGUGAGGAUGAAUAUGACCAUGAAACAGACUACGGUUCAGGAAACGGAACAGGUGAUGAUGAAGAUAUGGCCACCCAAGACACUGUUACCCGCAACAUCGUCUUCGUCACAGAAUCAACACAUCCGAAGACGCCCAUGCAUUCUACGACGCCUAUGCAAGGGCUGUCUACAGAAAGAGCUGAAACAACAGACAAAGAAUACACGACUACAAUGAUGUAUGCAAGUGAAACAGGGUCGCCUUCUACGUCAUCUGUGUCAACUACGAAGGUGGUGGACAUCGAUAUCGGAAGCAAAGAUUCAACAGAGCCGGGGAUCGUCUUACCUGACGUAACAGGUGUUUCAGAAAGUGGGGAUAUAAUCUACACCGUGGUUAAGAACGAGGCACCCUUGGAUCUCAUAUGUAGAAUGAAGGGGUACCGGUCCCGCGUGAAAUGGUACAAGGACGACGUCUCCGUGCUGCGGUCAUCAGACAACAUCAUCAUGGUUGACCACCAUCGGCUGACCGACGCUCGUCUCAUCAUCCUGAAGCCAAGGGUGGGGGAUGCGGGGAUGUACAAGUGUGUCGUCCAGAGGAACAACCCCAGCAAGGGUCAGUUCUUUCAGGUGACCUUGAAAAAGGACGCGAAGGAGGAGAAAUCUUGUGCAGUUUCGGGCAAUGACGCGAGUAGAAUUCAAUGGAAUAUUAUCGUGUGUGUCUUAUGUCUCGUCUUCCGAUCGCUGACUCUGUUUGUCUCAAGCUGAUGAAGCAUCCUCGGCAAUCUAGGACAGUUUUUAUAAUAGCUUGAGAGGUAUGAGGUCAACUUGGCAGCAACAUUUGUCAUCCAUGAAUUAUUAGAUGCGUGUGAAGAAACCUGCUGCUAUGACAGAAUCAUGGAAAACAGCGUUACCAGUGCCGACGUUGUAUCGUGGCAAUACUGACUUCUACUUGGACACUGAAGGUCUACGUCUGUAACAUCUGGUGGCAGAGCACCCUAUGCACUCUCCACUGUGUUCACAAGCGUAAUUCCUGACAUAACGGAUCGUGCAAUUAUGUUUCCAUUAUUAUUUCAUCUGUGGGUUUUGACCCCCACUGCAAGAUCACAUAUAUACGAAGCUUUCCUAUACCAUGCGUGUUUUUGACAUCUCUGCAUCUGCGAAGCUUAUUAUAAAGCAUCCUAUCUUUGUACAACGAAUAUAUGCACCACGGUAUCAGGAGCUAGCACUGCAGUCAUGUUAACUCCGAUAAAUCCGAAAAGCCAAACAUGGGUUGAAACUAUAUGAAUUUUAAUGUGAUAAACAUAGCAAAUUGCGUAUAUUACGAACGCGUUCGAUAUAUCCAGUUGAGUAUAUCAUUAUCAACUUUAAUUCUUUUUAGAUUGAAUCAGAUGUCACAGAUGUAUGUAGACACGUAUGAUUGUUGAUCAUGAUUGCAACUAGAAUCGUCACAGUCGUGUGUUUGCAACUGUUCAACAUACAGGUGGGUUGUUCUUGUACUCUGAACAAGUGGUCUCUUAUUUAUUGAUAUGCACAUUGAACGUGUCCGAGUUUGAAAGCAGUGUAAAUAUGCUAUGAACCUUUAAUGAUCUCUUAUCAUUUAGGGAAAGUUUAAUGUCUAUGCUUUUGUAUACUCUAGUGCAGCUGCCGCCCCUUGUGAUGUCUGUGACUUGUAUGUAAGUACAUUCCCUGUCAGCAGGCUUGGUCCACGGGGCAUCUACCCGUCUUCGAUCUGUGCAUACCCGACAAUAUAUCAUAAAACGUUUUCAUCCCUAGAUGCGACUAAACCCCUGCCGGCGUCAAGCUCAUGCUCUCAUCCCGUGCCGCACGGGUCGCAUAACGACCACUCAUAUGUCUAUUUACCAUACAACUGUGUGCUGGCUACAGUAUCAUCCAACUCAUUUUAGAUGGGUUUUUUAGAUGUGCUAUCUUUCCUUUUUUUCUUAAACAAUUAUUUAAAUGUCGACUCAUGCACGUUUCUGGUGUUCCUAUCCUUCCUGGAACUGAUUGUAAAACACCGCGUGUCUCCUUGUCAACCAAGCAAUGACUGGGUACCCGAUAGGAUGAGAAUCUACCCUUCAAGAGCCAUUACUAGUUAAUUAUUAUUGUCUUGCCCUGAAGGAACGAGAGUUGGUAGGUCCCCCAGAUUGUACAUACGGUGUAUUCUGACAUUCGUCAUUAAUAUCAAAUUUCUAAAUUGGCCUCAAGCCGAAGAUCCGGAUUCGAUUCCCUACAUGGGUACAAUGAAGCCCAUUUCUGGUCUGAUAUUGCGGGAAAAUCAUACUCACUCACUCACUCUAAAUUGGUCACGAGAACACGAACGAGCCGACCAACCUUUGUCUGAUAGUUCGGUGUUUGUCAUUAGUGUUACACACGUAUACAUCACAUCUUAAUUCCUCAGCCCUGUUUAUUUAUAUUGUACACCACUGCCAUGUUCAUGCUGUAAAUAAACGCGCUCUCCGUUCA